AUGAACAAUCUCUUCUACUGUAAUCGAGUGAAGGUUCGCAACAAAGGACGGAUUGAUGCUCCUUUCAGGCUGUCGAGCCGUGACACCACUAUUGGCCGCUGUUUCUCCUUCUGUCCUGAGGAAGGCGUCCUUCCCUCGGGGGCCUGCCAGAAUGUGGAAGUCAUCUUCUGCAGUCACACAUUGGGAACUUUCACAGAGGACCUGCUGCUAACUGUCACAGGACGGCCGCAACCACUUACAGUGACUUUCAGGUGUGUUGUUCCUGCUAUUGUGGUGGAGACCCCGGUGUUGAACUUUCAGAGGUGUUUUCUCGAUCACCGAUACGAACAGAAAGUGCAACUGACUAACACCGGCCCUCUACCUGCCUGCUAUGGAGUGCUUGACCAGGAAUACGAGGAGAGUCCGUCACUGCUCAUUGGCAGUUCCACUCCCACCGGAAUGAUUCGCCCUCACAGUUCAGAGGAGUUUCCUGUGUUCCUGCUUGCCAAGGCCGUUGGACUCUACGCAUCGCUGUGUUUGGCAGCGUCCAGCCACCCCAGAUCCUGGGAAGUUUGUGCGCUUUGGAGUGUGAAUCACUGUUUCUGCCCUAUGGGGGUGUAA
This is a messenger RNA of Pungitius pungitius (ninespine stickleback), 600 nucleotides long. RefSeq names its product hydrocephalus-inducing protein-like. The transcript has 4 exons. The record is from RefSeq and is a predicted model, not a curated record. Gene Ontology annotation, cellular component: axoneme. The coding region runs from base 1 to 600 and encodes 199 amino acids. Gene Ontology annotation, biological process: cilium movement; axonemal central apparatus assembly. NCBI's taxonomy places the organism in Eukaryota, Metazoa, Chordata, Actinopteri, Perciformes, Gasterosteidae.